CCCUGGCAAGCUCGCAACGCCAAUGCAGGCGAUUAAAGUUUGGACCCGCUUCCCCGAUGUGAUCACCCCUGGCACAGUCUGACAGUGCCAAUUGCCAAGAACACAUCUUCACCACCUGCCAGCCUACGUCAGGCUGUCAGCUUUGGAAUCCCGCCUACGCUGAUCACGACAUGCGCCCUUCGGUGCUUGAUUUGUCACCCGGAGAUGUCAAUUUCAUCCUUCAGGACUCGUAGAGAUGCGCUUACAAUUGACCCCAUCGUGUUCGUAAUGAUUCCUCCUGAUGUGAUACUUCUCUGCCCUUCUCAGAAUUCUCGCAAUUCAAUGAAAACGACGUGAUCACCUGCGACUAACACCUCUCCAUAGAGAACAUCUCGUAUGAACUACACCUUCCUCCUGACAACCCUUCUCUCGUCACAACUCCUCACAAGCUCAAGCCUCUUCUUCCACUCACAACAACAAAACACCAACGCCAUCAUGCCAGGCAGAACAAUAUCCUUCCACCAAGGCGAGCUCGCCCUCCACGAACAACUUAAAAUUCCCCGCAGAGCGAACCCCACAGCCGCGGGCCUCCCCCCGUCCUACGGCAACCGCAUCGCCGCCGCCCCGCUCCUGGCCCUCGGCACCCUAGACGCGGAACGCCGGCCCUGGACGACGCUGUGGGGCGGCGAGGCGGGCAACGUGGCGAGGCCGAUUGCGGAGGAUGUGCUUGGUCUCAGGAGCUGGGUUGAUGUUGUUGAUGAUCCGGUGUUUAAGGCUCUUUGGGGGGCUGAGGGGAAUGUAGACGGGGAUCAGCAGCAGCAGCAGCAUUUGCAAGAGGUGAUUCAGCCUGGGAGGGGUCCGGAUGGAGGUAAACUCGUCUCCGGGCUGGCCAUCGACCUCACGACGCGGGAUCGCGUAAAGUUUGGAGGCAGAAUGGUGGCCGGGGCGGUUACGGUUGCCUUGGAUGGUGGGGACCGGAGCUCUUUCUCCUCUGCCCCUUCGGAAGUACAGAUCGCGGUACACGUCGAAGAGAGUCUGGGAAACUGCCCCAAGUACCUCAACAAAAAGGACGUCAUCCCGCGGGCGUCGCUCGUCAAGGGCAGAGUGGAGCGGGAGUUGCCGCUGUCUGAAGAGGCUGUGAAGGUCGUGCGCGGGGCGGAUAUGCUUUUCCUCACGAGCGGGUACGAGGAGGGAGGGGAUCACGGUGGUGGUAGUAGCAGUAUGGAUACGAAUCACCGGGGAGGGUCGAGGGGGUUUGUGAGGGUUGCGAGGAAUGAUGAGGGUGGCGUGGAGAUUGUGUAUCCCGAAUUUUCCGGCAAUCGGUUAUAUCAGACGCUGGGGAACCUUAAAUUGAACCCCUUGGUCGGGAUCGCGAUACCAGACUUUAAGACGUCAGACGUCCUGUACCUCACGGGAUCGGCAUCGAUACUCGUCGGACAAGACGCGGCAAACUACCUCCCGCGCACAAAACUCGCCGUCAAAAUCACCGUGUCGGCCGCGGUCUUUGUACAGUUGGGCCUACCCUUCUCCGGGACCCCUCUCGAGCCGUCGCCGUAUAAUCCACCCGUGAGACCGCUCUUCUCCGAGCAGCAGCACACCUUGAGUUCGUCUGCAGAGAAAACAAGGACGGCCACGCUGCUACGCCGCGAGAUCAUCACGCCGACGAUUGCGCGGUUCGUCUUUGGCCUGGAGCCCGCGGCGCAGUGGGAGGCGGGCCAGUACGUCACGUUUGAUUUCGCGGAGGAGCUGGAUGUCGGGUGGAUUCAUAUGCGCGACGACGAGCCGCAGAGCCUGAAUGAUGAUUAUGUGAGGACGUUUACGGUUUCGAGUCCGCCUGGAGAUAGCGGCGGAAGGGAGUUUGAGAUUACGGCAAGGAAGAAUGGUCCGGUUACGAAUUUGUUGUGGAGGUGGAGUUUGAGGGUUCCGUUGGAGGUUCCUGUGCUUGGGUUUGGCGGCGAAGAGGCGUUUAGGAUGGGUAGGAGGGGGAAGCAAGAUGAUGACGGUGGUGAUGAUGUUGAAGAGGUGUUUGUUGCUGCUGGUGUUGGGAUUACGCCUUUGAUUGCGCAGGCUGGUGGUGUUUUGGAGUCUGGGGUGAGAGUGAAGGUGUUGUGGACUGUGAAAGGAGAGGACGUGAAGCUGGUGAGGGAUGUUGUUGGGAGGAUUCCUGGGUUGGCCGGUGUGCUGAGGGUGUUUGUGACGGGCGAGGUUGGAGAGACGGAGGAGGCGAUGAUAUGGGAGUUUGAAGGGCUCGAGGCUGUUGUUGAGAGGAGGAGGAUUCGAGCUGGUGAUGUGAAGGGUGGCGGUAUCAAAAGGAGAUACUUUUUGUGUACCGGGCCGGAGAUGCUCAAGGUCUUGAAUGGGUGGUUGGAAGGUGAGGAUGUGGCAUUUGAGGACUUUGCUUUUUGAGGAGGCAGUAGAGGAUAUCUUCAAGAUCUAUACAAUCUACCAGUCAAGCUGUCUGGCAAAAGGCUUCAAUUUCAUAUCUUGAAUAAGGAAACGAGACUAUGACUUAUGGAUGUUUUUACGAUAAUUGACCAAACGAUAUCUCAUCACAUCAGGGUAGAGCUGCUAGAAAGGUUGGUUCACAAUCCUUGCCACAUGGUAACAGACACUUCGUAAUGUCUAGUAAGGUUUCGUUAUGAAGCUCUUGGAUAUUGUAAACCAAUCUGGAAGAGCGGAGUCCGUUCAACUACCGGCAGCAAGACGUCUGGUUGAGACAUUGAAUCUGGGAGAAUUUCUCGCUGAUUGGACUCAGAAGAGGCAUGAUCACCUAAUCGCAGUUUCGGGAUUGGUUGGGCAAGAAUGAAGAAUUAAUUAACUCGGAAGGCGGAAGGCGCAAAAGUAACGUCAAG
Molecule: messenger RNA, 2831 nt
Organism: Colletotrichum acutatum
Lineage: Eukaryota; Fungi; Ascomycota; Sordariomycetes; Glomerellales; Glomerellaceae
Product: oxidoreductase FAD-binding domain-containing protein
Exons: 3
Coding region: 376-2385 (669 amino acids)
Molecular function (GO): oxidoreductase activity
Source: RefSeq, a predicted model, not a curated record